CUGCAAAUAGAUCGUUAAUUAAUAAGAAAAAUUGUUUUUGAAAACAAAUUUCAAAUAUAAACUGAAAAUUUAACACAUAUAGCAUCUUAAAGCAUUUCAUAAGAUUUGGUAACUAAAUAAAGUAUAACAAUGGAUUCGGAUGACGAUGAUAUGCCUGAGGAAACAGGAAUUAACUUAACCGGCAUAUUGUUUGGAAAUAUUGAUGAUGAUGGCAAACUGCAAGAUGAAGAAUUCGAUGAUAACUUAGAACUUAAACAAAACUUGCAUUCAUUAUCUAAGUUUAGCCACAUAAGUUCUGUUAUAACCUCAAUGUUAGCUGAAGAUGAGAAACUAAGUGAUUUUGAUGCAUUGAAGUCUGGUGUGUCCCCAACUGAAGACGAUGACUACGACGGUGGUAAAGAUGAGGAUGCGGUUGAUUUUUUUGAUAUUGAGGAGUUUUCUGAGGAUUGCUCAAGAUCACCGGUGACGGCAGUACACACAAUAUCUGGAGAGGAUCUUGAGGAUGCAAUACCAGCUAAUAAAGUAGAAGCUAGUCAUUUAAAAAAAGAUGAUAAAGAACUAAUGCCACCACCCAGUCUACCUACACGAAGUGGUAGUACAUCUAAUGAUGACACAAAUCAAAAAAAUGAAAGUAACGAUACUGCAUCAGAACUAGAUAAAUCUCAAAAGCUAAUGGAGCGCAAGCUUGAUACUCCAUUAGCAGAUAUGCUACCAUCGAAAUAUGCUAACGUAGAUGUAAGAGAACUAUUCCCUGAUUUUCGUCCAGAUAAAGUGCUGCGUUUCUCACGUCUUUUUGGUCCAGGUAAACCAUCUAGUUUACCACAAAUUUGGCGCCACGUGAAAAAAAGAAGACGCAAGCGGAAACAAUCAAGAGAUCACAAGAAUGUAAAUGGUGGUUCAGACUCAACAAGUGAUUCUGAAGAGCCCAAGAAAAAGGGUUUUGGUGUUUUUUAUGGACCUGAACCUACACCGGAUCAAUGUAGGUCCGAUGAUGAAGACAAACUGUUAAGCGAAUUAAACGAUGAAGGUGAAAAACAAGAAGACUUAGAAAAUGGUGAAAGUAAUGAAAAUAAACCAAAAAUUGCUGAUUGGCGUUAUGGACCAGCACAGAUUUGGUAUGAUAUGCUUGAAGUGCCUGAUUCUGGAGAAGGAUUUAACUAUGGCUUUAAAGUAAAAUCUUUAGCUGAAUCUAAAAAAAGUCAAAAUGAUUUGGAGAUUUCAUCUCAUGACAAUCUUGAAACUGAAAACGCUCUUCCUGAUGAUGCAUUCUUAAUGUUAUCACAGUUACAUUGGGAAGAUGAUGUGGUUUGGGAUGGAAACGAUAUAAAAGCAAAAGUUUUACAAAAAUUAAAUUCAAAAACUAAUGCUGCUGGUUGGUUACCAUCAAGCGGUUCACGUACUGCCGGUGCAUUCAGUCAGCCUGGUAAAACAAUGCCAGCUUCUGGUACCCCAGGUGGAAAAAUGUCUGGCGGUUCUGGAUCAAGUAGCAAGCAAAAAGCAAAUCAAAUUAUACAGCCGAAACCUGUUGAAUCUAUUGAUGACACUUGGUAUAGCAUAUUUCCUGUUGAAAAUGAGGAAUUAAUUUACACAAAAUGGGAAGAUGAAAUAAUAUGGGAUUCUGCAAAUAUGCAAAAAAUGCCUAAACCAAAAGUUUUAACACUCGAUCCUAAUGAUGAGAACAUAAUAUUAGGUAUACCAGAUGAUAUUGAUCCAUCUAAAAUUAAUAAAAAUACUGGGCCACCACCGAAAAUUAAAAUACCACAUCCACACGUUAAAAAAUCAAAAAUUUUACUUGGAAAAGCUGGUGUAAUUAAUGUAUUAGCAGAAGAUACACCACCUCCACCACCAAAAAGUCCUGAUCGCGAUCCAUUUAACAUAUCAAAUGAUUCAUAUUAUAUGCCGAAGACUGAACCGACUUUCCGCCUUAAAGCUGGAGGCGGUAAUUUAAUACAGCAUUCAACACCAGUAGUAGAAUUACGUGCUCCUUUUAUACCCACACAUAUGGGACCAAUGAAGCUACGUGCCUUCCAUCGACCACCAUUAAAGAAAUAUUCCCAUGGUGUAUUAUCACAAACCAUACAACAUCAAGUGCUACCAUUGCUUAAAAACAUUGCGAAAAAAGCGAAGCAAAGGGAGUUGGAAAGAAUUGCAUCAGGUGGUGGUGAUGUAUUUUUUAUGCGUAAUCCAGAGGAUUUAAGUGGUAAAGAUGGAGAUAUUAUUUUAGCUGAAUUUUGCGAAGAGCAUCCACCAUUGAUGAAUCAAGUUGGCAUGUGUUCGAAAAUUAAAAACUAUUAUAAACGUAAAGCAGCAAAGGAUAAUUGUACAAAAGACUUUAAAUAUGGCGAAGUGGCUUUUGCACAUACAAGUCCUUUUCUUGGUAUUCUACAUCCUGGACAGUGUAUACAGACUAUCGAAAACAAUAUGUACCGUGCACCGAUAUACCCACAUAAAAUCAAUACUACUGAUUUCUUAGUAAUACGUUCUCGAAAUAAUUAUUGGAUACGAUCUGUCGACGCAUUAUUUACAGUGGGACAAGAAUGUCCAUUAUUUGAAGUACCAGGGCCAAAUUCGAAGAGAGCAAACAAUUUCACACGUGAUUUUUUGCAGGUGUUUAUAUAUAGAUUAUUUUGGAAAAGUACAGAUAAUCCGCGUAGAAUUCGUAUGGAUGAUAUUAAACGUGCCUUUCCAGCACAUUCUGAGAGCAGCAUUCGUAAGCGUCUUAAACAAUGUGCUGAUUUUAAACGUACUGGUAUGGAUUCAAAUUGGUGGGUAAUCAAACCAGAAUUCCGAUUACCGUCAGAGGAGGAAAUACGUGCUAUGGUAUCACCUGAACAAUGCUGUGCUUAUUUUAGUAUGAUAGCAGCUGAACAAAGACUUAAGGACGCUGGUUAUGGUGAAAAAUUUUUAUUUGCACCGCAAGAAGAUGAUGAUGAGGAAGAGCAAAUGAAACUUGAUGAUGAAGUUAAAGUUGCACCAUGGAAUACAACACGAGCUUACAUACAAGCUAUGCGUGGAAAGUGCUUGUUACAAUUGACUGGUCCUGCAGAUCCCACAGGUUGCGGAGAAGGUUUUUCAUAUGUUCGAGUUCCAAAUAAACCCACUCAAACGAAAGAGGAACAAGAGUCUCAACCAAAACGUACUGUCACAGGUACCGAUGCCGAUUUACGUCGCUUGCCUCUACAACGAGCUAAAGAAUUGCUACGUAAAUUCAAAGUUCCGGAAGAGGAAAUCAAAAAACUUUCUCGUUGGGAAGUAAUUGAUGUCGUGCGUACGCUUUCUACUGAAAAGGCUAAAGCUGGUGAACAAGGCAUGGAUAAAUUUUCACGUGGUAAUCGUUUCUCAAUAGCAGAACAUCAAGAACGCUAUAAAGAAGAAUGUCAACGUAUAUUUGAUUUACAAAAUCGUGUUUUGGCUAGCGAAGAAGUGCUUUCAACUGACGAAGCCGAAUCCUCAGCAUCUGAAGAAUCAGAUUUAGAAGAGCUUGGUAAAAACUUGGAAAAUAUGUUGUCAAAUAAAAAAACAUCAACCCAGCUUUCUAUGGAACGUGAGGAGCAAGAAAGACAAGAAUUAUUGAAAAAAUUCAUGGAAGAGCAGGAGAGCAGUAAUUCCAAAGGUGGUAAAUCAAAGGAUGGUAAAGAUGAAAACUCCCAACAACCAGUGCAAAAUCCAAAUCAAGGUCGCAUCUUGAAAAUAACUCGAACUUUCAAAAACCAAGAAGGUAAAGAAUAUACACGAGUUGAAUUGGUACGUCGCGCACCUGUCAUAGAUGCAUAUGUAAAAAUACGCACUACAAAGGAUGAGCAGUUCAUUAAACAAUUUGCCACAUUAGAUGAACAACAAAAAGAAGAGAUGAAACGAGAAAAACGACGUAUUCAAGAGCAAUUGCGACGUAUUAAACGUAAUCAGGAACGUGAUCGUUUAGCGCAAUUAGCACAAAAUCAAAAGUUACAGCCUGGUGGUAUGCCUACAUCUUUGGGUGACCCCAAAUCAUCUGGUGGAUCAUCACAUAAAGAACGUGAUACAAGUCAUAAAGAAGUUAGUCCGUCACGAAAGAAAUUCAAACUGAAACCAGAUUUGAAACUUAAAUGUGGAGCAUGUGGACAGGUUGGCCAUAUGCGUACCAACAAGGCAUGUCCUCUUUAUACUGGCACACAGUGUCCUUCCACACCAGUAAAUGUAACAAUUCCCGAAGAGCCAGAAGAGGAAGUGGAAAAAGAAGUUAAUGUAGAAGAUGAUGAUUUUGUUAAUGUGGACGGAACCAAAGUAACGCUGAGCAGUAAAUUGCUUAAACGUCACGAGGAUCUGAAGCGUCGCACAUUAUUAUUGAAAGUGGCAAAAGAUGGUACUGGCAAGAAGAAACGACGCAUGGCUGGUGAUUUGCAUUGUGACUACCUGCAUCUUCGAAAUGAGAAAAUGAAAAUGAGUCAAUAA
This is a messenger RNA of Teleopsis dalmanni, 4431 nucleotides long. RefSeq names its product transcription initiation factor TFIID subunit 1-like. The transcript has 16 exons. Gene Ontology annotation, molecular function: histone acetyltransferase activity; TBP-class protein binding; RNA polymerase II general transcription initiation factor binding. Bases 130 to 4431 code for a protein of 1433 amino acids. Gene Ontology annotation, biological process: transcription by RNA polymerase II; RNA polymerase II preinitiation complex assembly. Lineage: Eukaryota; Metazoa; Arthropoda; Insecta; Diptera; Diopsidae. The record is from RefSeq and is a predicted model, not a curated record. Gene Ontology annotation, cellular component: transcription factor TFIID complex.